CCUCCUUGGCUGGACAUGGGUUAUGAGCAUCCCUGUGCUUAAGGGGUUGCCAGCCUGGUCCUGGGUCGCCCCGGCCCUUCCCCCACCCGUUCGGUUCCCUGCCACCACCCGCGCUCGUACGUGCGUCUCCGCCUGCAGCUCUUGACUCAUCGGGGGCCCCCGGGUCACAUGCGCCCGCCCGGCUCUAUAGGCACCGCCCCCUGCCCACCCCCCCGCCCGCGCUGGGAGCCGCAGCCGCCACUCCUGCUCUCUCUGCGCCGCCGCCGUCACCACCGCCACCGCCACCGCCACCGCCACCGGCUGAGUCUGCAGUCCUCGAGGUGAGGCCCGUAUCGGGCCGCAUCCCCUUACUCGCUUCUUGCUGCUUUCACUCCCCGUUUUCCUGGGCUUAGUGCCCCGGGAGGGUGACGCUGUAUACCUGACUGUCACCUGCCUUCCCUGGCACCAUCCAUCCCUGGCCUUCCCGGACAGCUCCCGGCUUUCUGGCUGUCACCUCCUCCCGAUUUAGGAGAUCUCAGCCAUCAUGUCUAUAGAGAAGAUCUGGGCCCGAGAGAUCCUGGACUCCCGUGGGAACCCCACCGUGGAGGUGGAUCUCUACACUGCCAAAGGUCUUUUCCGGGCUGCGGUCCCCAGUGGGGCCUCCACUGGCAUCUAUGAGGCCCUGGAGCUAAGGGAUGGGGACAAACAGCGUUACUUAGGCAAAGGUGUCCUGAAGGCCGUGGACCACAUCAACAGCAGGAUUGCACCAGCCCUCAUCAGCUCAGGUCUCUCUGUGGUGGAGCAGGAGAAACUGGACAACCUGAUGCUGGAGCUGGACGGGACUGAGAAUAAAUCCAAGUUUGGGGCCAAUGCCAUCCUGGGUGUGUCCCUGGCCGUGUGUAAGGCUGGGGCCGCUGAGAGGGACUUGCCCCUCUAUCGCCACAUUGCUCAGCUGGCUGGGAACUCCGACCUCAUCCUGCCUGUGCCGGCCUUUAAUGUGAUCAACGGUGGCUCUCAUGCUGGGAACAAGUUGGCCAUGCAGGAGUUCAUGAUCCUCCCAGUGGGUGCUGAGAGCUUUCGGGAUGCCAUGCGACUUGGGGCAGAGGUGUACCACACACUCAAGGGGGUCAUCAAGGACAAGUAUGGCAAGGAUGCCACUAACGUGGGGGAUGAAGGCGGCUUUGCCCCCAAUAUCCUGGAGAACAGCGAAGCCUUGGAGCUGGUGAAGGAAGCCAUCGACAAGGCUGGCUACACGGAAAAGAUGGUGAUCGGCAUGGAUGUGGCUGCCUCUGAGUUUUACCGCGAUGGCAAAUACGACUUGGAUUUCAAGUCUCCCGCUGAUCCUUCCCGAUACAUCACUGGGGACCAGCUGGGGGCACUCUACCAGGACUUUGUCCGGAAUUAUCCUGUGGUCUCCAUUGAAGACCCAUUUGACCAGGAUGACUGGGCAGCUUGGUCCAAGUUCACAGCCAACGUUGGCAUCCAGAUAGUGGGCGAUGACCUGACGGUGACCAAUCCCAAGCGCAUCGAGCGGGCAGUGGAGGAGAAGGCCUGCAACUGCUUGCUGCUCAAGGUCAAUCAGAUCGGCUCAGUCACAGAAGCCAUCCAAGCGUGCAAGCUGGCCCAGGAGAAUGGCUGGGGGGUAAUGGUGAGUCAUCGCUCUGGAGAAACUGAGGACACGUUCAUCGCUGACCUCGUAGUGGGACUGUGUACAGGCCAGAUCAAGACUGGUGCCCCAUGCAGGUCGGAACGUCUGGCGAAGUACAACCAGCUCAUGAGGAUUGAGGAAGAACUGGGGGAUGAAGCUCGCUUCGCGGGACAUAAUUUCCGAAAUCCCAGUGUGCUGUGACCCCCUGCUAGCCUGAACACAGGAACAUCUCAUUCUCCUGGAGCCUCUUUCUUGCUGUCCCGACCUGCUCUAGUCACUCUGAUACCCUGAGCCCCAAGUCACCCAGAACACCUCGACUUACCUGCUCUGGCUGUUCUUGGCUUCCACAACCCCUUGCUGUCUCUGCUCUUCCUCUGCUCUGGGCCCCAUUUUUUGGGGGGGGAUUCCAGUCUUCCCACUUUCCCUUCUAUUCUCUCUUCUCUUUAAAAAGAAAGAAAGAAAGGAAGGAAGAAAGAAAGAAAGAAAGAAAGAAAGAAAGAAGAUUAGAAGGGGGUCCAUAGAAGAACCAUCAGUGUCUGACAGGAGCUUCAGGAUUGGUGUGUUGGGAUGUUUAAAAGUGGGGCCACGGGGCAUGUGCACUUCUCUGCUUUCCAUGGUGUGUAUAAGCCUUGCACUAUGCAUAGAAGUGGUGUUUGGAGAGUGCUGGAUGUAUGGUCAUGCUUGGUUAAGGCUUUAGUGUGUGUGUGCGUGUACAGGCACAUACUUGUUUGUUUAUUUAUUUAUUUAUUUCUCAGCUGGUUAGUCAGUCAUCUCCCAUCACCUUACAGUGUGAAAGCAACCCAACUUGACAGGACUGGGCAUCAGUAUUACCAUGUGGCUUCAUCCAAGAUGACCUAGGAUAGGAGGAUUUGCUACCAUGGGAAGGGGAACAGAAAGGGACCUUUGCAAUUGUUCCACAUGGUGCACUGACUGAAGCUCGGUACUUCACAGAGUAGGGCUGGUGUACCUGCGGGCUUUUCUCCUAUAACUCUCUCCCCAGCCCUAGGCCCCUCAGUCUUUCUCCAGCUGCACCAGAGCUCUGCCUCACUUCCCUGUGCCAUGUUCCACAGCUGCCACCAUCUUUGUGGCUUUGAAAUGACCACCACCAUUAAAGUCUGAAUCACCGUG
Messenger RNA from Mastomys coucha (southern multimammate mouse), 2755 nucleotides. It is a transcript of the gene Eno2, whose product is annotated as enolase 2. Gene Ontology annotation, cellular component: phosphopyruvate hydratase complex. Bases 524 to 1828 code for a protein of 434 amino acids. The transcript is spliced from 12 exons. The record is from RefSeq and is a predicted model, not a curated record. NCBI's taxonomy places the organism in Eukaryota, Metazoa, Chordata, Mammalia, Rodentia, Muridae. Gene Ontology annotation, biological process: glycolytic process. Gene Ontology annotation, molecular function: magnesium ion binding; phosphopyruvate hydratase activity.